Messenger RNA from Periophthalmus magnuspinnatus, 3418 nucleotides. RefSeq names its product family with sequence similarity 83 member Fa (gene sack1fa). The record is from RefSeq and is a predicted model, not a curated record. The transcript is spliced from 5 exons. The coding region runs from base 61 to 1812 and encodes 583 amino acids. Lineage: Eukaryota; Metazoa; Chordata; Actinopteri; Gobiiformes; Gobiidae.
GCACCUGACGCACAGGUAGACGCUUCCAGCUCGAGAAAGGAUCAGGAGCAGCGCGAGGCCAUGGCGGAGUCCCAGCUCGCGGUGAUGGAUGACGAGAACGUGAACGAGAAAGUCCCGGAGACUCGGCCUGAGUUUUACUACAGUGAAGAACAGAGAGCGGCUCUGGAGCAGCUCGUGCGGAACGGGGACGGCGCGUUCAAAACGCGUCUGAAAGAAGACAACGCAAAAGACUUCCUGUCCGCGCGCGAGGUCAAGACUCUGCUCAAGAGUUUCCAUGAGUAUGAAAAGGACAGUGAGGGGGACGGCGCGGGGAGCGGGGGCACCAAGGGCUGCAGCAGCGCAGACUCCGGGGUGCACUCCACCUACUGGCCGCAGAUGUCCGACACAGAGGUCCCCGCGCUGGACAUCGGCUGGCCCGGCAGCAGCGGGCUGUACAAGGGGGUGACGCGCGUGCACGUGUACACGCACCCGCCCAAAGGGCCCGGACCCCACAUCAAACAGGUGGUCCGCAAACUCAUCCAAGAGGCGCACAAGGUGCUGGCGAUCGCGAUGGACCUCCUGACCGACCUGCAGAUCCUCCAGGACCUCUUAGACGCCUCAUCCCGACGCUCCGUGGCCGUCUACAUCGUCCUGGAUGAGGGCGGAGUACCUCACUUCCUCGACAUGUGCUCCCGGCUCCAGAUCAGCGCUGUUCAUCUCCGGAACCUGCGAGUGCGUUUGGUUCGGGGCUGUGGUCUGGCUCUGUCCAGUGGAAGACUUCCUGGGUCCCUCUGCUCUAAGUACAUGCUCGUGGAUGGAGAGAAGGUCAUGUUCGGAUCGUAUAGUUUCACUUGGAGUUCAUCUCGCAUGGACCGAAACACGAUCACAGUGAUGACGGGGCAGGUUUUGGACGUCUUCGAUCAGGAUUUCAGAGAACUCUACGCCAUUUCCGAACAAGUUGACCUUUACCGCGAGUUCAACAUCACCAAACCGCCCGUCACCUCCCCCCUUAAGAAACCCAAAGUAGAACCCAUCAGACCAAUCCCCGUCACUACGUCUCGAUUCCAAAUGUCGACUGGAGAUUCAAAGCAAAUCGAAAAUGUCAAAGUCCCAGCGCAUAAGUACCACAAUCCCAAAUAUUCGCUAGUUUUCGGGAAUAACACGGGUUUGACGAGAUCGCUGCAAGAUCUGCCCUCCGCUAAAGACUCCGUAGCUAGCGCGAAUACUCAAAAAGGCGGCGUGCACAGCAGUUUUCUGUACGCUAGCAAGGACGUUAAGCUUGACAAAACAGAGGGUCAAAGUUCGAGGUCGAAUGUCGGGGAGGAAGAGCACGAAGUGAAGCCGAAUCUGAAGAAGCAUCAUUCCAAGAAACAGCUUGCUUCAUUCAAGAGUUUUCUAAAAGGGAAGCAUACCCACAAUGCACCACCAGAGACUAUAGAUGAAGGCACGGUCACCCAGCACAGCCCGGCACAGAAAGGUAGAUUGGGAACGUCACAUAGUCCGCUACAAAAUGGCAAACUGGGAACAUCGCAUAGCCCGGUUCCGAAUGGGAAACUGGGAAGGUCAUACAGCCCAGUUGCGAAUGGGAAAGUGGGAUCGUCACACAGCCCGGUAACGAAUGGAAAGGUGCUGUUGGUGGAUGCAAAUGGGGGGAAUGAUUCCGAGGAUGGGUUUGAGAUCUUGGAAAAACCGGGAACGCCGAAGAACAAAAGCAAGAAGAGUGGGAAGCUUCUACAUCGGAGCGUGUCCCUACAGGCCAUGGACGUCAGCGCGGGAGAAGAGGGUUCUAGAAGUCGACGGAGACACCCAAAAAAGAACUGUAUCCAGCAAUGAGAGGAGAGCUUUAUUUUUUGAUAUUUUUUUAACGUGUGGAGUCCGCAGAUCGUGCUCCCGUUUCCUGGUGAUGUCACUGCUGCGGACAUGAGACUGUUUACCGCCUUUGUGCUUUUGGGCGCGGCACUGUUUCAAUCACCAGCUGUUUGACCUCCUACUGAAAUGACUGGGUAAAUAUUAGCUUGGGGAGACAACUGAAAGUACAGCUAAUGCCAUUGUUUUUGUAUGUUUGUCAAUUUUUUUUUUUUUUUUUUUUUUACAUUUUUGCUGUUUAACCCAAUAAUGGAGAUUUAACCAGCAACCUCCAAGUUUAGUUUUGAUAACGAGACUUUUCCCAUGGCAAAAAAAACAACAACUUUAUAAACCAGGAACGCCACGCAGUAACGUUUUGCGUAUGAAAUAUAAAUUAUUAUCAAAUGAAGAAGAAUGAUCAUCAUGAGAGUUGCUAUGUAGGUUGGUGGUUUGAUUCCCACUGCACUCUGUGUCAUUGGUGUGUCCUUGGGCAAGACACUCCAGACACACACCUUGCCUCCAGCGUCGACGUGUACACUGAUGAGUUCGUGAGUUAGCAUUAUUGCAGUUGUUGGGUUGAACUAGCCGGUAUCAGUUAUUAAUGGUAACUCCAGUUCUAUGAGUCCUAUAGAGGUUAUGCAGAUGACAUCGCAGCUUUUGAUUGGUAAAAGUAAAGACGUGCAAAAGCUCAAAACGCUAAAUCGAAAAUGUGACAGAGCUGCUGCAGUUUAAUCACAAAUAUAAAAGUCUAUAACUCAAGACAAAACAAGACAUUUAAAACAAGAAAAUCAAGUUAACAGAAGAAAACCAGUGAACAGCUAGCUAAAACGCACCAUGGAAGUGAAACAAAAGUCUGGAAGGUGAAACCAAGAUGGCGUCGCAUUAUUUUCAAUAGCCUGUACUGACUGGCGCAUAGAAUACUGCCCAGAGUGACCAGUUCUGACCAAUCAGAGCGAUACCUGCUAGAGCGGAGCUAGCACUAAAGGCUAAAUUUUACAAAGCGAACGUUUAGACGCUUUGAUGAUUUAAAUUUUCUAAAAAGUUCAUGUUGUGAAAAGAGAGAACAACAUCCACAAAAUGCGACCUUUGUGAAAGCAGAACACGGCCAGUUUGAAUGUCUAAAAGUACCUGCAGUACCUAGAGCGGCCACUAGUCGACCUCGCCCCAGGACAGAGCAGGAGUGUCUUAUCCAGUUCUUAGUAUAAAUCCAUGACACACUCACAUUUAUCACUGAUACAGACUUUGGAUCUGACACAAAACAACUGAACCUUUCUCUCCUUGAAAAACAUGUUUAUGACUCGUUAGUUAACGCCAGAUAAGCUCUGCACAGUCACGGCAAAGCAAAAAACUACUUUCAGUUUUCCUUUUGCCGUAUAAAGAUAAUUUGAGCUAUAAAAAAAUGCUCCGUGGACAAAAAUUAGGCCAAAAAUCACAUUUUGUCUGGCCAUUUUUCAAAUCAAAUGGUGUCUGUGCAUAACGUCUAUACUCUACAAACAAGUCAGUGUUGGCCCUUUUAUUUCAGUGAACAGAGUGUAUGCUUGUCCCAAAUCUGAAAACAAGAAGAAAGAAAGAAAGAAAGAAAGAAAGAAAGAAA